This is a messenger RNA of Lytechinus pictus (painted urchin), 2478 nucleotides long. Its product is annotated as 2-hydroxyacylsphingosine 1-beta-galactosyltransferase-like. The record is from RefSeq and is a predicted model, not a curated record. Lineage: Eukaryota; Metazoa; Echinodermata; Echinoidea; Temnopleuroida; Toxopneustidae. The coding region runs from base 429 to 1487 and encodes 352 amino acids. Gene Ontology annotation, molecular function: UDP-glycosyltransferase activity. The transcript has a single exon.
UUCUUUUAGUACACUGAAGGGAGUGAAGGCGGAUCAGAAUAAAGUAUAUUUAAGGACUAAAAAGGAGGUUAAAAGAAAUCCUAACCCUGAGAAUUAGACCAUCUACUCGUAGACCAAGAGGUCUACGAUCCAAUCAACAAGAUGUUUUCUUGCAAAACAUGCACAUGAUAAAUAUGAUGUGAUUACAGCUCUUCCACAUCAUGGCCCUGGGAAUCGGGGGUGCUGAAGCAUAUCUACAUGUAUAUGGCUCAGCGGAAACGUUUGCAAACCAAAAAAGGAGUGAAUAAUGACAUGAAUGAGUGAUCUGUAGAGCUUUACUGUGACUCAUUUGAUGACAAUCUGUUCGGCAUGUUCGGUGGAUUGGCAUGAUUUAAAGAAUGCCACUCAUAAUAUACAAUUGAAAUCUACAAGGAAUCGCUACGGGCAAGAUGAAACUCGUAAAAUUCACCAAGUUCACGUUACUGACUAUAGCAUUCACCUCUUUGACCAAUGCUGCAAAUAUCCUUGUUACUGUCUUAGUUCCAGAAUACACCAGUCAUCCUAAAAGCAUGUCCGCUAUAACAGGAGCAUUGAGCAGUCGCGGCCACAACGUCACCAUCCUGACCUGCUCAUUUGUAGGAACAGAAGGCUUCCCGAUGGACACCUACAGCACCGCCCUCCACUACCGCUUCGAUGUUCCUUCAGGAUACGAGGGCACCCUGGACACCAUGAUAGAGGAUUUCUUUCAGAAGGGUCCGUUAAGUAAUAUGAUAGAUAUAGGGAAACUGUACUCUUGGAUAAGGUUAGCUUUCCAAAGUCUCCUUGAGGACUCCGCUGUUCUGUUUCGGCUGAAGGAAUCACAUUUUGAUAUCCUGAUCGGGGAUGUCGUUGACGGAUGUGAUGCGAUCCUCAGUAGUUACCUAGGUAUACCGCACAUAGCUGUGACGACGACAACGAGAUAUUUUCUUUUUCACGAACGCCUCUACGGGAUUCCAGCGCCUUCAUCGUACGUACAAUAUUCACUCCCCUUAUCAGAUCAGAUGACGUUUCUGGAGCGGGUUGCCAGCUUCAUGGACCAUAACCUUGUGUCGAGAUUUUUAGAGUGGGUUCACUUCGGAGCUUUAGACGAGAUAAAGGACGCGCAUGGUAUUGCUCCAGGACGAAGCACCCAAGAGCUCGUAGGAGAUGCAGAGUUGUGGAUGUGCAUGACGAGCUUUGCCUUUGAUUUCCCUCACCCAACAGCACCCAACUGGGUAGCUAUCGGAAAUACGGUCGGUGUCCCAGCAAGACCGUUAGACAAGGUAAACUACAUGAUGAUUAUAUCUAUAGCUUAUGGCUAUACCCAUACUUUCUUUCCUGUACACGUGUGGGUGGAGCAAAUGCAAGUGUGGAUGAAAGUUUUCCAAAUUGAUAUGACUAGAAUUCAAACCUAUAUCGAUUGUGAUCUAUCAAUAAUUUUACACUCCAGGCCCUACACAUUCCUAAUGCAGUAUCGGACUCGACAUUGAUAUUCUGAAAUCGAAAUGAUAAUAAUACAUUCUCGUGACUUAACAAUUUCAUUUUUAGAUUUGCGCGAAGCGCUGAGGGAGCCGAAUACAAAGUGACAGAGAAAGAUGAAAAUAUAGGAAGAAGAAGAAUGAAAAAGAAAAGAAGAAGAAGACGACAAAGAAGAAAAAGAUAAGAAGAAGAGCAAGAAGAAGACGAAGAAGAAAAUAUGAAGAAGAAGAAGAGGAAGAAGAAGAAGAAGACUUUUUUUGACUUUUCAAAAUGAAACUUUAUUUACAAGCAAACUAUAACAUAUAUUCAAAUAAAAUAUCAGAAUAAUAUACUUCGUAAGUACAAAUAAGGACUCAUUAAAAACAAACCAAGAAAUAACGUCAAACAACCAGUAAAGUUACAGUAGGCCUACAUUCAUACAUUCAAAAUGACCAAACUAACUCAAAGAGGUGCCGACAGAACAAAGGGCAUUUUUCACGCACCAUCGCUUUGAGAAGGCAGUAUCGUUAUUUUGUAACUUAAAAAACUCAUAAACAAGAAAAUUCCUACUUUUCAAUUUGGAUUUCCAAACCAAUAGGGGAUCUGAAAGAUUCAAAGUACGAUACAGCCAAUAAAUGGUACUUUUGAAACUAAUUAACAAAAAGUUACAUAAACGCACGGCUUCCUUGCAGCGGCCCGAAGCAUGAGGAACCAGUGCCCAGUAUAAAUCGAAGUCGAUAUUAAUGUUCGGAAUGAGUCGGUGAAUCAGACGAUGUAAAACGUUGAGGGAGUACUGGAUGGCCGGGCACUGUAUGAAUAGAUGGAUGAUGGUCCCAGUCUCAAAGCACCAUCUGAACUGUAUCGGAAUGUCCUUGUUAAAAUGGUGAAGAACUGGUAAAGAUGGCAAACAUUGUGGAGUAGCUUAUAUUGUGUGUCUCCGCCCUUUUUUAUCUUUGGUGGGGCAUAUAUUUCUGUCCAGUUUAUUUUCUUGCUACUUGAGAUAAUUCCAUUUUCAUGCCAGAA